Paramormyrops kingsleyae is the source of this 7481-nucleotide messenger RNA. Lineage: Eukaryota; Metazoa; Chordata; Actinopteri; Osteoglossiformes; Mormyridae. The record is from RefSeq and is a predicted model, not a curated record.
UAUCCGUAAUUUGAGUUUUUUUUUGACGUAGAUUAGUAUCUUUGGUUUUAACUAGCUACGAAAAUGUUGUAGGUUGUAUUGACUGUGUAAUAAUACCAGUGGAUUUAUAAGCAUUCGGUUUCGGUAAGAUGAUUACUGUUGAGUCCGUUAACUAGCUGCAAGCUACCAGCGUUUUUGUGUUUCGAAAACAGCGUCGUUCAUUCUAAAAUAUCUUUUCAGUUAUUGUUUUGUAGGUGCUUAAUCUCUUUCAUAAUUUAUCGUGGAUAGCAAAUAUUUAUGUUAAGAAUACCCAGUGUCGAUCCGUAUUGUUUCGAUGAAGAGAUAAUAAAGAUAUUGACGCAAAGAUGGACUAAAAUAACCAUUUUUGGACACUUUAUAUAUGUGGGGCAAUAACUGAAUGUUUACAACAUAAAUAGAUAAGUAACGAACUACAUAGCGUAAACUCAUUUUUUAAUCGUUUCUGAGAAGUCAGACCUUGUUCAUAAGAGAAACUUGGGGAAUCUGACCGACGGGUGAGAAACGUUGCUAUUCUGUUGUAACAGAUUGUAUACAAUGUCGGAGGACAUUCUCACAUUUCAAGCACAGCUCUCCGGCAUCAUGGAAAUGGUCCUGAAAGCGGCCGUGCAAGAAAUUACCACCUUGGUGGAGGGUAGUUUCCAAGGAGAGGUUGUGCGGAGCAGAAAGGAGGUGGAGAACCUCAAACAGAGGCUUCAGUUUUCCGAGAAGAGAUGGAGGGAUCGAGAGCAAAGAAUGAGAGCCAAGUGUGCGGAAUGCGGUGGAGCUGGACUGUCCGCUGAGGCGAUGGGUCCCGUUCUCACACUGACGGAAACUGAGGAAGGUGGUAUCAAGGAAAACAAUAAUUUGGGGGGAGCCUGGAGUAUUGCUCCCUGGACAGCAUUGGAUGUGCAGGAGGCUGCUGCCACCAGUCCCACACAUAGUCCAGAGACCACAGAUGCUGAAAAGGAUGUGUUUGAUGUAAUACACAAAGGAGAGACCCAGAUCAACAGAAAGAGUGUGGAGAUAGUGGAAGAAGUCAGUGCUCCGUGUCACAGUAAGAGUCCCACUGAACCAGAUUUGCUGAAAGGUGAAAAACAACGGGACUCAACAGGAAAAAACACAGACUAUCUCACAGCCAAGGCUCUCAAGGCAGAGCCAAAGGAUGUGUACAUCACCCCAUACACAGACCUGAACAAACCUGGGCUUGGAGACUUACUAACUAGAACAGGCCAACUGCAGAACAGGAAACUGUCUUGUCACAUUAAAGCUGAGCAGUGUACGUUCAGUGCUGAUAUUCGCACCUUGGAUAACUUGUUUCAUGUUCAGCGUGGCUCAUCUUCAGGACCUUCUCGUGGUACUGUAAAUAUGAGAGAUGCUAUCAAAGAAAUCUCCUAUACCAAGACUACUGGCAGUCCUGAUGUGAAACAGUAUAGAAUACAAUCAGUGGAUGAAGAGGACUUGGAAAUGCAUCCAUCUUAUAACCAUGGCCUCUGGAUCUCACCUGAGAAAUACACAGAGAAUGACCUUAAUAUUAGCAUAAUAGAAAAUCAACACUUCUGUCCUUAUUGUGGGUAUACCACAAGUAACAUUGCUAACUUAAACGUGCAUCUUCAAAGCCAUAAUGCAGAGAAACUCUUCAGUAGCUCGCAGUUACAGAUAACUUCACCUAGAGGAGAUUUCCGGACUAAACUGCAACAGGACAAAAGGCAGAGUUCUGCUUAUUCUCGCUACCAUGGGAAGAAAUUUCACGGUGGAGGGAAUCUGGAGAGACAUGUCAAUGUUCACAGGGAUGAUGCUUUACACAGCUGCUCUGAGUGUGGGAAGACCUUCAACCGUGCUUACAAUCUCAAAAUCCACAAGCGUAGUCACACAGGAGAGAGACCUUAUCUUUGCACCCAUUGUAAGAAGGGUUUUGUUUCCCCCACCGAUCUGAGGAGACACAAGCGUAUUCACACUGGAGAGAAACCGUACGCCUGCAUGCUGUGUGGUAGCAAAUUCAGGCAGUCGUGGAGUUUGAAAAUGCACCAGCGUAUUCACACGCAAGAGAAACCCCACUGUUGCAUUCAGUGUGGGAAGUGUUUUCGGUGCUCCGGGGAUUUGAGUAAACACAUGCGUGUCCACACUGGCGAGAAACCUUACAUCUGUAAGUCAUGUGGAAAGGGGUAUUCUCAGUCCCAGAAUCUAAAAUCACACAGAUGUUUUAUCCAAUUUCAAGGAGAUGCCGCCUUCUUGUCCGAGGCCACGCAGGAGCUGGCCAAAGCCAUGGGGAAACCUGUGCAGUACAUCGCGGUGCACGUUAACCCCGACCAGAUGAUGAUGUUUGGGGGGAAGCCGGACCCGUGCGCGCUCUGCUCCCUGAACAGCAUUGGAAAGAUUGGAGGAUCACAGAACAAGCAGUACUCCAAACUGAUAUGUGGUCUGUUGAAUAAGCACCUGGGAAUCUCCCCCGACAGGAUCUACGUGAACUUUGUGGACAUGGAUGCUGAGAAUACGAGUUAUAGGUUAAUCUGUUUUUCGUCGAUUGUUCGUCGGGAAUAUUUAAUCUACAGUGAUCGACUGUAUUUUGGGGGUGGCAGUCAGCGCACGCUUCGGGCCUUGGUACCUCGCACCCCGAAACAGCAGCCCAGGAUGUCGGAGGCGAUUCUUACUUUCCAGUCUCAGCUGUCGGACAUUAUGGAGACGGUCCUCAAGACGGCUGUACAUGAGAUCACCUGCCUGGUGGAAGACAGCUUUCAGGGGGAGGUAGUGCGGAGCAGGAAGGAGGUGGAGAGCCUGAGACAGAGGCUGCAGUGGUCCGAGAGGAGAUGGAGGGAUCGGGAGCGAGAGAGAGGAGGAAAGAACAAGUGCACGGAAUGCGGCAGGGCGUCGGAUCCCAGUGCAGAGAUAAAAAGAAAAACAGCUGGCACUAAAAACGGGUCUGAGGAGGGACGUGGUAUCAAAAAGGAGAAGACAACAAGGAACCGUGGCAGCUGUCUUUGGGAAGCCUUGGCUACAGCCCCCUCUAGUGUUCCAGAUGAAAAGGACAGCCCCGGAUCCAUCAGCUUUGGAGAAACUGCACGACCGCCAUUUCCAGAUUCUGAAGGUAGUGGGAGUGACUCGAUGCCUGAGAAGGAGGACUUCCAGGGAUCUCAAGGCAUCCGCGGUGUUCGCAGGAAGCAAAGGCGUCUGCGGCUUACUGUAAAUUUUAGUGGCCACCCUGAUCCUGAGAGCGAACAGUCCCCAGAUGAGGGAUGUACUAAGGAGCUGGAUACUGAAUAUAUGAUAAAGCAAAAUGUAGAGGAACUCGAUGAGGCAGUCCUCGAAGGAGGAUGCGAGUACAGCGGGAGAAGCAUGAAUGGUCUGAAUCCUGAGUACAAGAAGGUCACAGUGGACCACGACCUGGUGAUUGGUGAACCUAAUGUCUCCUGCAUUACACACGAAGACUCAGAACUCAGGUCAGGACUGAUUAAUAUGCAAGCAGAAGUUCACCAUGACAUCAGGAAGAGUGAGGGAAUACAAAUAGAAGACGUGGUCAGCCUGUCGAGCCCCCAUAACGUCGUCAACCACAUAAGGAGGAAGAACUUGAAGACGGAGAGUCUGUCAGUAGAUGGGUGGGAGAGUAUGGCACAAGCAAACUCAGAUAUUCAACAUGGUGAUCAUGGAAGCUUCACUUCAGCCGGGAAUAUGAGACUAUCUCAUGACGGAGGCAAUGGAGAUAAUCAGAAUAUCUGUAUAUACUGUGGAAAGAAUUUCGCUUACGUGAGUCGCCUUAAAAUACACCUGCUAAAACAUACUGGUGAAAAGCCAUUCAGUUGUGUUCAGUGUGGAAAGAGGUUUACUGUUGCAAGAAAUCUGGAGAGACACCAGAAGAUUCACUGGGGAGACGCAAGUUUUAUUUGCGCCCAGUGCGGGAAGAGCUUCAGAAGAGCUGACCACCUCAAGGUCCAUCAGCGAGUUCACACGGGAGAGAGACCCUACUGUUGCACUCACUGCAACAAGUGUUUCCGCUUCUCUGGUGACUUAAACACACACAAAAGGGUCCACACCGGAGAAAAGCCGUACUGCUGUACGCUGUGUGGAAACAGGUUCAGUCAGCUAAGACAGCUGAAAUCACACAUGCGGGUUCAUAAGGCAAAUUUGGGCAGAAUCAGUCAUUUGACACAAAGAAUAAUCGGCAGUGGCAGAAUGUCGGAGUACAUACUCCACUUUCAGUCUCAGCUGACAGGCAUCAUGGAGACAGUCCUUAAAGGGGCCAUCCAUGAUAUCACUAAACUGGUUGAGGAUAGCUUCCUGGAGGAGCUGUUGCAGAGUAGGCUAGAGAUAAAGGCUCUGACGGAGAGGUUGCAGACCUCUGAGAAGAACUGGAGAGAGCGAGAGGAGCUUUUGAUGCUGAAGCACGCAGAUUACAGCAAAGCUGACGUUUUCAGAAAAAAAGCAAUUCCGAAAGCUGCAGAAACACAGUCUGAUGUUGAGGAGUGGUUUGAUGUAAAAGACGGAAAGGUAAACCACAGCGUCUGCCAUUGGGCCGUCCUGGAUGCAGCAUCUGCUGGUGUUACGGCAGAAGUAGCCGCAUGCAGACCAGCCAGAUCCCUGGAUAUGGCCCCACAAACUGCCACACAUAUGGAUGCAGAUGGUUUUGAGUUCACUUGCAAAAAUGAGCAUGACAAAGAGACCAGUUGCACUAACCAAGAAAGUUACAAGGCGUGUUUGGAUGGUAAGUGCCGAGAUGAUCCUGCAUAUUUGAUCUGCUUGUACAGUAGCUCCAGGGAAUCGGCCUGCACAGGAGUAGCGAGCCAGAAUCUCUGUGCUGACGCAGAGCUCUCCCCUGUGCAAGACUCCGCUGACAGUCAGAGACACAGGAGGACUCCAGCUGACGCACAGGGGGAGGGGCCUGGCUUGGAGGCAGCCCGUGAGAAAGACCAUCAGAGGCUCGAUCUGGCGGAAAACGACAAUGAACAGGGCGCAGGAAGGAUCAGUAUCCAGGGUUUUGAUUUUGUCGCGCGAGAAACCCUCAGUCGGCAGCAUGCUGCGUUUGCCCAGGGUGACCUGAGCACAGUGACUGAAAGGCCAGGUUUACCUGCACUCGCAGAACAGGACUCGGAGUCUCAGUCAACCAUGGAGCAUGCUAGUCAGCAUCUCUCCUCAUUAAGAGCUCCCACUGAGAACCUAGACUGUGCCGAUUCGGUUUCUGUUAAAGACGAAGUUGAAAUACAGUCCGUGUGGAGUGAAGAGGCCAGGCUAGCGGCGGCAGCACAGUCGCAACACGACCAGAACAGAGGGAUCGAACAAAAACUUCUGCAGAUUCGCUUUCCCUGCGUAGCGCCACUGGGGAACGCGACAUGGCUUCAGAAACUGUGCUCGGCAAAGGCCAAAAACGCAGCUGCAGAGCGUAUCGAGCUGCAGAACAGGGUAGAAACCCCCCAGACGGUGGAUAGCGGGAGUAGCAUGCCGGUAAACUCUGACUCCUCAAAUGACAUAGAGGGUUUCAUGUGCGAUACAGGGUUCCCGGGAAACACCGGUAUCCCCCAGCCCUCUUCAGCUGAAAUGAAGUCAUUCAGCUGUUUACACUGUGGAAAGAGCUUCACUCUGCUAAGAAACCUCAAAGAUCACCAGCGGUACCACACUGGAAAGAAGUCCUACACUUGCACGCAGUGUGGGAAGGGUUUUGUUUAUAUGUGCCACCUGAAAGUGCAUCUGCAGAGCCAUACGGGAGAGAGACCAUUCAGCUGCACGCAGUGCGGCAAGAGCUUCACGUACCUGUGCAAUUUAAAGUCGCACCAGAUAUAUCAUACAGGGGAGAAACCCUUCAGCUGCUCUCAAUGCGGCAAGAGCUUCAGUCAGCUGAGUCAUCUGAAGAAGCACAGGUUGAUCCACUCUGGCGACCGGCCGCACAGCUGCAAGGAUUGCGGAAAACGGUUCUCGACAAAUGGCGAACUGCGAAGACAUCAGCAAAUUCAUGCUGUGUUUGAUGCCAUGUCGGACUCCGUGCUGGGCAGGACCUUCAGCGGCCGCAUCUCGGCGGUGAUGGAGGCGCUGGUGGGAGCCGCGGCGCUGGAGAUAACGCGCAUCUUCGAGAGCAGCGUCUCCGAGCUCCGGCUGGAAAUCGCCCGGAGCCACACCGAAGUGGAGACCCUGAAGCGCCAGCUGGAGGCGUCCGAGAAGCAGAUACUGGAUAGGAGGACGAGCCGGGCUCCGGACAUCAGCGAGAUUAAGUGUGGAAGACCCCUCGGAGCUGAAGAUUCCCGCAGUCAGUUAGGGGGCAGCGUGCAGGAUGCCCCCCAACAGCCCCACAGGGUCAAAGACGAGGAGUCGGGCAUAUUUGAACAAGCUGGUCCUGAGGUGGUCACCAUUAUCGUCAAAGAGGAGCUGGUGGAACCGGACAUGAAACCACAGCUGGUGGAGACCCGAAGACCAGGGAGGUCCAGUCCAGGGGUGCAGGGCUUCAAGGGUCCAGGGCCUGGAGAUGGUGCUGGACAGGAAAACAGCUGGUUUAGACCUCAGCCUAUCAGGGACCACACUGCGUCGUCGUGUUUCUCAGUGCCUGGGAUAGGGGGCGCUCCACGGCGGCCUGGUCCUCCGGGGACAGAUUACUGCUUGCAGGGAUUCAAUGGCCUGGGACAUGACAGGAGAACGGUGACCUGUAGCGGGAUGGUAGGGGAGGGGUCCCAGAACGUCUCCCGGACACUAAGGACGGUCUGCAGGCAGCCGAGGCACUCGGCACCGGAUGCUCCCCAGCCCCACUCCGUUUCGACCCCGGACCAGUUUCAGCCCUGCGUACCUCCUGGCCACAGGGUCCCGCGCGCCACCGGAUUGGCCGACGGCUCGGAGGUGCAGCUCGUACCCUCACAGCAAAAGGCAGAGCCUCAGAGCAAGCGGAAGAGGCGGUCUGUUCUCAGCACCACCACGGACAGACCGUACUCGUGCGCCGUCUGCAAUAAGGGCUUCAUUAGCCCCUCCCACCUGGACAUGCACAUUCGUGUGCACACGGGCGAGCGGCCCUUCAGCUGUGGCCAGUGCGGCAUGAGGUUCGCCCAGAAGGGCAACCUACGGGCUCACCAGCGGCAGGUGCACCAGGGCAAGAGGCCCUUUCCGUGCCCCGAAUGCGGCAAGCGAUUCACCAAGCGGGGCAACCUGAGGACGCACCAGCAGCAGGUGCAUCUGGGCAAACGGCCCUACCCCUGCUCCCAUUGCAGCAAGGCCUACUUUUCCCAGAAGGACCUCAAGAUUCACGAGCAGGUCCACUCUGGAGAGUAGGCCGGUGCCCCAUCUCCGCACUUAUAUUACAUGCAGACACCCUGGGUCCAGUUCCCUCACACAGGUUUAAAUGAUCAGUCUACUGCUGAGGACAAAGGGCAGACAAGGGCAUAUAUAGACUGAGAGGUCUGUAGCAUUUCUCUUAUAGUCUGCAUUUUAAUUUUGACAUUUGAAAAUGUAUGUAUAUUUUUCAGAUUCUUUUUUUCCACUAACCAAAGUAAAUGGAUCGAUUUGGUUGUGUCCACUUUCCA